Messenger RNA from Anopheles funestus (African malaria mosquito), 1544 nucleotides. Its product is annotated as zinc finger protein 154-like. The record is from RefSeq and is a predicted model, not a curated record. Bases 420 to 1181 code for a protein of 253 amino acids. Lineage: Eukaryota; Metazoa; Arthropoda; Insecta; Diptera; Culicidae. Gene Ontology annotation, biological process: regulation of transcription by RNA polymerase II. Gene Ontology annotation, molecular function: RNA polymerase II transcription regulatory region sequence-specific DNA binding; DNA-binding transcription factor activity, RNA polymerase II-specific. The transcript has 2 exons. Gene Ontology annotation, cellular component: nucleus.
CCUGGCGCAAUUUCGUAUCAUGUGGAUAUUUACGGAAUCAACUUUAUUCGUUGCUUACUGGUGAAACCAUUAGCAAAGAUUAUUUAACAUAUCGAACGAGUUUGAUUCAGUCGCCGACGAAAUUGUACUUGUGCAAAUAUCUGUCAAAUUUCUAGCCUAAUAUUGUAUAUCUCAUUGCCUAGAAAGGAUCAAUUUUGACAAUAGCUGUUUUUCCUAUGAACAAGUUGUGAGCGGGCAACCAAUCGCAGUAACCAUAUUAUUUUUGCGUGGCGCAGGCGAUGAUCGAAAUUCCAAAUUCAUUCGCGGCGUACAAGUUAAAGGUGUUGGUUGUGAAUAUCAAGCGCAAGGUGCUGAAAGUGGAAAAAAAGGGACUAAUCUUUUUUGGCGCUCUCUAAACCGAAGCAAACCAGCCCCGCGCGAUGGAACCAGUUGAUCAGACGGGAGACACCCCAUCAGCCGGAGCUCAGGUCGCACCGUACGACCUUGUCUGGAGGUGCGAACGUUGUACGGAAAUAUUUAAGGAUUACGAGUCCUUCCUUAAACACUAUGAACGAUACUCGCGCUUUAAAGAUGAAGCGAUGCAGGACGAAAUUGGGAACCGUCUUAUUACGGAGAAGAUGGCAAUGGCAGUCGUAAACGCAAUAUACGCGUGCGAGUUUUGCGACAGUCUUUUUUCGGAUAAACGGGCACAAUUGAAACAUUCCGCGCAGCAUACGUACAGCUACGAUUGCACAUUUUGCGGGAAAACCUUUUUCCGACUGAAUGGAGUGCUGGAGCAUCGGACGAGUUGUACACAGUACAAGAGCUUUUGGGCAAAAUACCAGUACAACGUAGCGGCGAUGUACAGCUGUAAUGUUUGUACGUCGCAGUUUGACACGCUGCCCGAGCUGUACGAACAUCGCCACAGCGAGCUUCAUUAUUUUCUACGUCGGGUACCAGGAGUAGGCGCUAGCCAUUUGGAAGACUUGUGGUAUAUAUGCGAAAUCUGUGGCUACUUUUGCAAACGACUCUUCAUAUUCCAGCGGCAUCUUAAAAAAGAUCAUUCCAACGGUGUGGUCGAUCCCGCCGGUGUAGUACGCAUGCCGACUCUUACCGGGCACUUUUUGUGCGAGAAGUGUGGUAUAUUGUUCCCCCAGGUGGAGGAUCUGUUUGCCCACGAGCAAGCCCACGACACAUUUUAACCGUUCGCAUGCACUGGGCUUGCGAAGAAUUAACCUCAAACAAUUCUUAUUCUGAAUGCGUACAAUGCAUUAACGAUAAACAAUUAUUGUUCUUCAUCUGUUUGUCAAAUUCUUGAUGUAAUCAUUCAUCAUGUUUAUGGAAUUAUUCUAAUAAACCGUUAAAACAAUAAAAUACAUGUAUUUUGGAUUUUAUUUUUCAAUUUAAAUGUAACGAUAAUGAGAAAAGUAGGUGAAAUACCGUGAUGUGUUUUGUUUCAUAUAACGUUACCAUUAAUUUGUGUUUGCCACACAGCAGCUCCAAUGCCCCACAAACCGGAGAAGUUGGCACCGCCAAGGGUUUGUCAAGGUUUGGGUCGCUGUGGU